Messenger RNA from Mangifera indica (mango), 3520 nucleotides. Its product is annotated as protein DEFECTIVE IN MERISTEM SILENCING 3-like. The transcript has 12 exons. The record is from RefSeq and is a predicted model, not a curated record. Lineage: Eukaryota; Viridiplantae; Streptophyta; Magnoliopsida; Sapindales; Anacardiaceae. The coding region runs from base 1189 to 3189 and encodes 666 amino acids.
UUAGAGGGAGAAGCAGCUAGAGUCGAAGGAGGAAGAAGAAGAAGUUCUGUUUAAUCAUUUCACUGCAUAACAGAAUUACAGUGCCUACUUCCUUCUGUAUAAUGAAUCUAUGACACCAUUGAUCUAUUGAAACCUGUCCAAUACUGUUUAUUUUGUGACCAACACAAACAAAACCGCACCGUUUCUUUCCUUUAUUUUUUUGCUUCAGACGUCGUCGUUCCGUUAACUCUGUACGCAGCGUUUUGGUGCGGAAUUCAAAUCGUCCACUUCCCUCCUGAAGAACGUUGCCCUGCGACGCCGUUGCAGCAGUGUGGCUGUUCGAAUUCGUUUCAGUUUCACAACUUAGUGUAAAGCAAAGUAGCUAUCCAAAUAUUAAUGGCAUCACCAUUAAAGCCAAGUAGAUCCCGUAUGUACACAGCUCUAUUUACAAGCAAAAAUUUCAAAAUCGAAGAGAGAGUGAAGUUGAACUGAGUCAAGCUCAACUCGGCCAUGAAUGAAUCUAAGCAGCAGGAUAUUUCUUAUAAAAGAAAAUAUUUCGAUGAUGAGUUACGAAUCUCAGAUGAGUCACGACACUUUCAAGCAAAGGUGAUAUGUCGUGCCCAGCACAUCGCCAUGUCAAAGAUUAGGUCAACAUUGACACCGGAGCAGCUUCGAUUGUUUGAGAGGACAUGUAUCGGACAUCUUCUUCGAUUAUCAGAUAUCAAGUUUUCUGGAGUGUUGGUGCACUCAUUUUUGCUACGACAGCUAUAUCGGGGCUUCGAUAAAAAUGAGUUUUGGUUUAGAGUUAAUGGGGUUGACGUGAGAUUUAGCCCAUUCGAGUUUGCUUUGAUGACAGGGUUACCAUUCAGUCAGCUCACUACACUUUCAUCAUAUAUUCCCCAUGCAUCCAAACAUAGGAUUGGAGAUACCUACUUUCAAGGAUGUCAAAAAGUGCAGUAUCACGAUAUUGAGCGUGUUUUCUUGGCUAGGCCAUGGGGGGAUAACAAUAUCGAUGCCGUCAAAAUAGCGUUGUUGUAUUGUCUACACAUGGUGUUGCUAGGGAAUGAUCGACGCAAGAAGGUAUCUGCAGAAUACCUCCAGUUGGUUGAUCACUUGGAUGAGUUUAAUUCUUAUCCCUGGGGUGUUCCAGUGUGGCAGAUGACAUACGAGUCGAUGUCCCAAGCAAGUAACAGAUUAUGCUCCGGUUAGAUGCCUGACAUGCGUAAAUAUGACUUAUACGGAUUUCCCAUUGCAUUUCAAUAUUGGAUAUAUGAGACGAUGGACACCCUGUAUAAUUGGGUGGAUUUGGUUGAUGUCCAUGCGUCUCCACAAAUUUUCAAGUGGCGUACACGAGAUGUACUUACUUGGAGUCAUAUAGACACUAUUUUCACCGGUGAUAAGGAUGAUGUCACUUUUCCGCUCCUUCCUUCACCGAUUGAGGAGACUAGACCAUGGUACGCAGACAUUAUUCUGUACAUGGGUAUGUCAGAUCGGCAUUCCUCUUCAUUGUCUUCAGCACCUCCCUCAACAGGAGAUAAAGUUUCUCCAGCGAUGCCACCUGUAGAUAUACCGGCUAGUAGUCCUAAGACACCUGAGGAGCCUGUUCAGCCCUCUGUUGCAGAGCAUCUGUUAUGUCCCCCUGUUGUUCAGGCCCCAACCACUGAGACCACACACCUUCCUGGGGUUCAGGACCGUGCUACCCAUCCUGCCACACAAGAGUGUCCCCCAACUGCAUCACCCAUUUUAUCUCGAGUAGAUGCAACUUUGAACCACUGGAGCACUAUGAUAUUAUGUGAAAUUUCCUGUUUACGAGAUGAGAUGUCUUCUCAAAUGACUCGAUUAGAUGAUCGUCUUACUCGUUUAGAGGAAAUCGUCACGCGUACAAAACCAGCUCCAGUCGAUCAGGGUACACAUGAUGGUGUCCAGACGACCUCACCCAUUGACCCUUUGAUUCCAUCUCAUUACUCACAUGAGGGUAGUGCUUAUGAGGGGGUCUCGAUUGACCCUUCUGUUACAUCACUUCUUCCAUCCGAGGGUCAUGCUCAUGAGAGUGUUUCAGUUGGUCCUUCAGUUGGUCCUUCAGUUGCUUCACCUCCCCUACCUGAGGAACUUGGGAGUGAAACUCGUAAAUAUGGUUGUCGAAUCAAGAAGUAUGAAAUGGCCUUGAAAGUUGUUAAUGAUCAAAUGGCAGAAGUUGAGCAAGUCUUAUCUCAAUUGCAAGUUUCAACUGAACAUCACAUUUUGAGUGAUCCAUACUUGCUUACAAAAGGGGAAAUGACGAGACGGAUUCAAAGUAGGGUUCAAUCUGCAUUUGCUGUUCUAUGUUGUGUUGGUAAAGAGGUUCCACUCCAUGAAUCAAGGACUAAUUUCAUCGAAGAUAUAAUCGGUGUUGUAGCACUUACUGGAAAAGCUUGGACUAGUAAGCUUACCAGGAUGUUAGCAGAGUACUUGGGUGAAGAUCAAAUGCUUGCUUUGGUUUGCAGAUCCUUCAGAGCUGCAUGUGCUCUUGAGGAGUAUAAACGAAAUGGGGAAAUUGAUUUUUCACUUGGACUACAUGGAAAAGCAGCUGCACAUGGGAAGUCUAUAGUUGGCCGAUUUCUUGUUAUAUGCCUGGAGGAUGUAAGGCCCUACACAGGGGGUUUGGAUGUCAGUGACCCUCAGAGGAGGCUAGUCUUACCAGAGCCUAUUUUACCAUGUGGGAACAAUCCACCAGGUUUUAUGGGAUAUGCAGUUAAUAUGGUUGACCUAGAUGAGCUUCAUGUUUACACGAGGACAGAUGCAGGUCAUGGUCUUAGGGAGACUUUGUUCUAUCGACUCUUCAGUGAGCUUCAAGUUUACAACACCCGUGAAGACAUGAUAGAGGCUCGUGCUUGUAUAAAGCAUGGUGCUAUAUCUCUAGAUGGUGGGAUUUUGAAAGAGAAUGGAUUUAUUUCUCUUGGACACGGGAAUCCAACAAUAUGUUUUCCAGUUGUUGGGCAUGUAGAGUUGCUUCCAUUUUCCAAAAGUAUGGAAAAAUUGAACCAAAUUAAACAAAAGGAAUUGGAGUUAGGUGAUCUCAGUUGCUUAAAAGGGAAAUAUACUAAAGCUCUUGAGAAAGCUUUUAAGAAGUUUAAUAAUAAGAAAAAAAAGUAUAAGCAACAUAUGGAUGAAAUCAGUCCACAGUUGAGAGACUGUUGUUGGAAUAGGGAAAUUCAAAGAAAGAAAAGUUGAGAAAUCUGAUGUCGGAAAAAGUAUAUAUGUUUGUGGUUAGCCAUAGAUCCGUAGCAUAGGAGGGAAAGUUUGCAGUUGUGAAUGCCGUAGAAAUGAAAGAUUAGCUUGGAACAUUUUAAGGGUUUAUGCCAUAGAAAUCAUAGAUCAACUCCAUUCAACCAAAACAGUUUGGAAAGUUGUUGGCAGUAAUCCAAUCAAUACAUCUUCUGCAUUUAAUCUUAAAUUGUUAAUUUCUUUUAAUACAAGCACCGAGUAAUUUGUGAAACAGCAGAGUAUAUUUUGGUUGUAAUUAACUGCUUCUUUUGAUAUAUGAUAAUUUGCAUUUGGAUAA